AUGGGCAAACGACUACGAGUCCCUGCUGCCCUCCACUCUGAGCUUACCGAGUAUUCGUCGCUUUUACGGGCUCUACGGACCAGUAACACACUCGAUCUAGCCAGCCAGCUUACUGUUCCAGCAAGCGGCCCGACCAGCCUUCACGAAGACGAUGCAGCUUCGGAGACAAGCCUCGGUGAUGAAAGCGAGAGCGAGCGGCCUCUCACUGAGACCAAGAAGGCGCCCAAGGAUACGUGGACGCGCUGGCCGUUGCUUGCGGGAGAUGUAUAUGUGACAGAAUGGAGCUUAGAGGACGAAGUGCGCUCGAUCGCGACACAGGCACUCCAAGGACAGUGGCAUGGCGGUUCCUCUUCUCCGAUUUUGCCAGCUACG
Molecule: messenger RNA, 372 nt
Organism: Phanerochaete carnosa HHB-10118-sp
Lineage: Eukaryota; Fungi; Basidiomycota; Agaricomycetes; Polyporales; Phanerochaetaceae
Exons: 2
Source: RefSeq, a predicted model, not a curated record